GUGAAGUUAAUAUAACGGUGUCCAACUGCAAUAUUUUUGCUUCCAACAGCCAAAACAGUGCCUCGGUGUCUUUAUAAAAUAAUAGUUUCACACUUGCCAACACACUUAAAAAUUUAAAAUGACCGAAGUGAUUGAACUGAAUGUUGGUGGCGUACAUUAUACCACCCUACUGGACACACUGCUGCAGGCGAAGUCCUCACGCCUACACGAACUAUUCAGUAAUCUAGAUGCGCUAGUGAAGGACAACAAAGGACGCUAUUUCCUCGAUCGCGACGGCGUACUCUUUCGCUAUAUAUUGGACUAUAUGCGCGACAAGCAGCUCAGCCUGCCGGAGGGCUUCCGCGAACGACAGCGCCUGCAACGCGAAGCAGAACACUUCAAAUUGGCCGGCAUGUUGGAGAGUUUGCGCAGCGGUAGCGACAUACGUCCACCUGGCUGCAUAACAAUUGGCUAUCGUGGCAGCUUUCAAUUCGGCAAAGAUGGUCUGGCCGAUGUUAAGUUCCGCAAGCUAUCGCGCAUUCUCGUCUGUGGGCGGGUGGCGUUAUGUCGCGAGAUUUUCGGCGAUACCUUGAAUGAGUCACGCGAUCCCGAUCAUGGUGGUCCAGAUCGCUAUACAUCACGUUUCUUCCUCAAGCAUUGUUUUAUUGAGCAAGCUUUUGAUAUGCUGCAUGAGCGGGGCUUCCGCUUGGCGGGCAGCUGUGGUUCGGGCACAGCGGGCUCGGUGGCGGAACCCAAGCCGGGUGUGGAUACUGAGGAGAAUCGAUGGAAUCAUUAUAAUGAAUUUGUUUUUGUGAGAGAAUAA
Molecule: messenger RNA, 802 nt
Organism: Rhagoletis zephyria (snowberry fruit fly)
Lineage: Eukaryota; Metazoa; Arthropoda; Insecta; Diptera; Tephritidae
Product: BTB/POZ domain-containing protein KCTD12-like
Biological process (GO): protein homooligomerization
Molecular function (GO): protein binding
Source: RefSeq, a predicted model, not a curated record